UUUGCCACUGGAAUGAGGCCAAAAGCACAAGCAUUACAGGGAUAUAAAGCAGGAGGUUACUGGAAAGAAUCUCAAACUAACGUGAGAUGAGACCAAAUUUUUGCAAAUAGCAGAAAAUGUGAUCUUUGCUUUUUGGAACUGAAAAAUCUCAGAAGAAAACUGGAGACUGACACAGAUCAGGGUCACUCCUCAACUGUGCACCCUUCUGAGGCACUGCUUUUGUGAGGUGGGAAUGAUGACAGGGGCAAAAAGGAAAAGAAGCACAGUCUGGAGGAAAAUCCAGGCUGUUCGCUUUGAAGAUAUCAAAGCCUGGUGUAUGAGAAGGCUGCCCAUCUUGAAAUGGGUGCCCGUCUACAACUGGAAAGAAAGUUUGGUUCCUGAUACAGUUUCUGGGAUGAUGCUAGCCAUUCAACAGGUGACUCAAGGGCUGGCCUUUGCUGCUCUGUCUUCAGUCCAUCCAGUUUUUGGUCUAUAUGGCUCUUUCUUCCCUGUCAUAGUUUAUGCCAUAUUUGGAAUGGGACGUCAUGUUGCAACAGGAACUUUUGCUUUAACUUCCUUAAUAUCUGCCAAUGCAGUUGAGCGUCUUGUUCCUUCAGUCACCACUAAUUUCACUGCAAACAAUAAUUCGGGAAUUUUGGGCUUAUCGGAGUUUGAAAUGCAAAGGAUUGGAGUUGCAGCAGCAGUUUCAUUUCUAGGAGGAAUCAUUCAGGUAGCAAUGUUUAUGCUGCAGUUGGGCAGAGCCACGUUCUUGUUAACAGAGCCAGUAAUAAGCGCGAUGACAACAGGAGCAGCUACACACGUUGUGACUUCACAAGUGAAGUAUCUGCUGGGAAUGAAAAUGCCAUAUAUAUCGGGACCACUGGGAUUUUUUCAUAUUUAUGCCUACGUAUUUGAGAAUAUCAGAUCAGUUCAGCUGGAGGCUUUACUUCUCUCCUUGCUGAGCAUUGUGGUGCUCGUUCUUGUUAAAGAACUGAACGAGAAAUUUCAGAGAGACAUUAAAGUUGUCCUUCCCAUCGAUCUACUUCUGAUAAUUGCUACAUCCAUUGCUUGCUACUAUGCUGAUAUGGAAUACGUCUAUGGCCUAGAAAUUGUGGGACAUAUUCCUAAAGGGUUGCCAUCACCGAAAAUGCCACCCAUGAAUGUCCUGCCUGAAGUAGUCACUGAAGCUUUUGGAGUAGCACUGGUUGGUUAUGUGGCCUCACUAGCUCUUGCUCAAGGCUCCGCUAAAAAGUUUAAAUACACUGUGGAUGACAACCAGGAAUUUUUGGCUCAUGGCCUCAGCAACGUGAUUCCUUCAUUUUUCUUUUGCAUACCAAGUGCUGCAGCGAUGGGACGGACCGCACUUUUGUACAGUACGGGCGCCAAAACACAGAUGGCUUGCCUUAUCUCUUGUGUACUAAUUCUUGUGGUGAUCUAUGCAAUCGGACCUCUGCUGUACUGGCUUCCUAUGUGUGUCUUAGCAAGCAUUAUUGUUGUGGGCUUGAAGGGGAUGCUAAUGCAGUUCUGUGACUUAAAAAAAUAUUGGAAUGUGGAUAAAAUAGACUGGAGCAUAUGGGUUAGUACCUACGUGUUUACAAUAUGCUUUGCUGCCAAUGUGGGACUGUUGUAUGGUGUUGUCUGCACUAUAGUAAUUGUGAUUUUCCGCUUUCCCAGAGCAAAGACGCUGAAUUUGAAAAAUGUGAAAGAAGUGGAAUAUAAAUACAAAGCAGAAGAUAAUUGUGAAUCAUUGAAACAGGUGAAAAUAAUUUCAGUCAACAAUCCAUUAGUCUUUCUGAAUGCCAGGAAAUUUCAUGCUGACCUGAUAAAGAUAAUCCAGAAGGAUAGCAUGAGCAGCCAGUGUGAGCAGAACACAUUGCUCUGUCCAUUUUCCAAUGGAAGUUGUCAUGGUGAAUCUGUGCAGUCAUGUCACAGUGAGAGAUGUGUUUUGAUAUUAGACUGCAGUGGACUGAAUUUCUUUGACUACACUGGAGUCUCAGUGCUUCUUCAGAUUUACAUGGACUGUAAGAACAGACACAUCAAUGUGUUGCUAGCACACUGCAAAGCUUCCUUGAUAAAAGCAAUGCAGUACGGUGGAUAUCUUGAAUCUGAAAAUCCUGUCUUUUUUGAAUCUAUUUCUUCAGCAAUUGAUGCCAUUCAAAUUCACAGGAAUUACAGCAAGUACAGUGAACAGAGUGAAGUGUGAUGCCCACUCACUGAGUAUGGCUAGUUUCAUCUGCUCAUAUUCAGAAUGAACUACACCAUGGUUUCUCCUUAGGUUUUUUUCACCAGUGGAUCUCAUAGAUGACCUUUUGUAUGCCAUAUAUAUUUAGUACAUUUAGUAAUGAUUGAUCUGCCAUUCAGAAAGAAAGUCUUUCAGCUGCUAUCACUCAGAGAAUGUUCAUGCAAUUGUUCUAUAGUGGUUUUAUAUAAUAUUUUUAUAUCUAGAUAAAAAUUACAUUUAGAUAAAAAUUAUUAAGAAGUAGACAUGAGGUACUGACUGUGUUUACCAAUGAGAUAUAUUCUUUUAGAUAUUUUUUAUCAUACCAUUAGUUGUAAUGUGCCUCUGUAGUUUUGUGUAUGAAAUAGAGACAUUUUGAAUUCUUAAAAGAGUAUGUUAUCAUUGAUAGAGUAUACGCAGGGAGCCAUAUACCAAUGCAUACUGUUUCUAAUGUCUUUACUUCCCCUUCCUUCUGUUCAAGACAGCCAUUUGCUGUGACAGCAUCAUAUCACAGCUAUCAUAUGCUUCCAUUUUUCAUUCUUGUCUUCGUAUACUUUUUAAUGCCUGCCCAGGUCCAUGGGAAAACUGUGUACAGAGAAGGCAGUUGCAUGUUGAUUAAGUGUCCCUUAGAUUGUCCCCCUCCUCUAGUAGUUGUCAUGAGUUAUAAGUUGCUACAUUUUCAAAGCCACAGGUGUUCUUUAGCUCAGACUGAAGAGGAAAAACUUUUUCUUGUUUCCAGCAUAGAAUAGUCUUUAUUUCCAGUUUGAGCUGUGAUUUGUUUGGUAUUGAAAUCUUCAGCUUUGGCAGCUGAGAGAUGACAGUGCAGACACAUAAAGUGUGUGCCACAUUUCAGCCCUAAUCCUGAUUAGGGAUGUGCAGGACUGUGUGUGAACACACAAAGUAGAUGGAGGAAUUCACAGGUUGAGUAUUUGGUUUGUAUUUGUAGAUUGUCAGCAAUCAUACUAGAUUAUACUAUCACAUCAGUAUCAUGUUAUAUGGCAACACAUCGAGGCCUUCCGGUACCUGAAGGGAGCCUACAAGAAACAUGCGGAGUAUUUACAAAAGCAUGUAAUGACAGAAGGGGGAAUGGCUUCAAAUUAAAAGAGAGUAAGUUUAGCUGAGAUAUUAGAAAAAAAUUCUUUACUGUGAAGGUGGAGAGACACUGGAACAGGUUGCCCAGAGAAGCUGGGAAUGUCCUAGGCCUGGAAGUGUUCAAGGGAAGGUUGGAUGGAGCUGUUAGCAAUUUGUUCUAGUGAAAGGUGUCCCUGGCCAUGGCAAGGUGUUGUAACUAGAUGAUCUGUAAGCUCCCUUCCAACCCAACCAUUCUAUGAUUCUACAUACAACUUUUUUGCUCUUGCCUUUGUUGCCAUAUGUGAACACCAGCAAUAAAAUGCGAGCUGAACAAAAAGGAAUCCAAAAAUGAGAAAGGAUGAGGUAGUAGGAUUUUUUUUCUCACUGACUUAAAAAAUCUAUUAAAGCUAACUGCCCUAAUGGCCAUCUUAGCACUACAGAGAGGAGGGAAGUACAAGAGUGCUUUGUGCAGCUGGAGUCUAGAGGAAAAAUCUAGUGCUGUGUUCUGUUUUCAGCAGCAGUUACACAUGUAUGCUUGUCUGGGCCAUCCUUGCUCUGUCUGCCCAAAGCUGCUGCGUGAAGGAGAUGAGGUGGCUCGUGGAGUGACUUUCAUGUCCCUGCAUAUAGUUGUGUUAAGACAUUGAUAAGCUUUUCUUCUAGUCUUGAUAAUUACACACACUGCUAGAUGACAAUGGGAGAGAGCCAUGGGGUUUUUUGCCUUUUCAGUUAUGAGUAACUCUUGGAGUUAUUUCCCACUUUAUCUCACAGAUGACCAGAAACGUUCUGUACAUAUUCUUCUGAAACUGCUUUCAUAAUUACUGUGGAAAAGGUUGAUAAAUAACUGUGAGAAGCUCAUUAUACACAGAAGAAAUAAAUUCCGUAUAUUGUCCCAAGUGCAUUAAUUUCAGAUGCUGUAGUUGAUUGCAAAUGACUCAUUACAUCAUUGGACUCAGUAACAGGCUAUAACAUUUGAUUAAUAAUUUCCUCAAACAGUUUUAGUAAUUUAUUAACACUUUAGAAACUAUUUACAAUGUACUUUAAUUGUAGAAGCAUCAAUUUUAUGUCAUGGCUGAAUGGAGAUUUCUACUUAACUGCAAACUGAAUAAAUGAAUAAAUGGUAUCUUUUCUACUAAGUUCAGCAUUUAUUCUUUGGUGGGUAAAUGUUUUUUUCUGAAGAUGUACAGAUAAGUUGAUUAAUGAAAUUGUUACAAAUAGGGUCUUUAGCAAAGAUAACAUCUACCAGGAGACUUUCAGUUUUGUUCUGAAUGAUCUUUUAAAUGGAAAAACACAGAUACUUUUAAAAUUCCUUGUAGUGUUAGCCCUUGAUGAAACCCUCUGCAUCAAAUGAUCAAUUUUGUAGUGCUUAUCAAAAUUACUUCCAAUUUCUACUGCUUUCAAUAGGAAUAAAUUUUCCACAGUUAAAUGGCUGUUUUGGGAUGGACAUUUAUCUCCCAUUAGCUCAAAGAUCUUCUGUGUUGAGUUUAGGCCUUGUAAAACUGCUCCAUAGAACCCUGAGCAGCCAGUGGCGGAGGAUCAUUUCUCUUUUGCUAUUGACCUUGAAGGGCAAAUUACUUCACUACUGAUACAGUUUCCAUUUCUCCACAACCCACCCCUCUGAAAUCUUGAAGUUUACUGAAACUGUGCUUGCACAUGGCCUGUCUUCAAACCACCAGGAUGAGAUGCCAUCAGACCUCAUGCACCUCAUGGACUGCCAGAUCACCAGUUGCUCUGCUGGUGGGAUGGGAGUUGCUUCGUGUCCUCCCUGAGUUGCUCUCUGCAAAUCUCCGGUGAUGGUGUAUUUGUGCCACUGAGUCAACCGACAAACAACUGCUUAAUUCUUUGGUGAAGAUUUAAGGAAACACCCUAAACCCUCUAGGUUAAGUUUUGGAGGCAAUUUCAACUAUCACUUUAAACCGUUCCCUCAAUGGUUCUUUGUACAGACUGUCCACUAGCUUCCCUCUGGCUCUCAGGAAAAAUUAUUAUGUGAAUAUAUAGAAACCAAACCCAAAACAUCACAAUUAGCUUCACUAGAGCAGAAUGGAAUGGAAUGAAAUAGAAUAGAGUAACAUUUGAAAGAAACCAACAGUGAUCAUCUAGUCCAACUGCCAUUAUUAUAAAAUGAUAGAAUGUUAUAAAUAGAAUAUACCAUAUUUAUUCUUCUGAUCCAGAAGGGUGAAAUGAGCCAAACUCACCCUGUAGGAUAGAGCCUACUAUCCACAUGGAGGGGAAUUAAAGUCAAUAAAAUAAGGAGUUUAGUUAUUGUACCCUCCUGAGGCAGACACUGAUCUUUGUACCUUCAGCUUUAUUUACUUGAACAUCCUUAGGGAGUUUUCAGAAUAAUGCGAAGUUUUAUUAACUGUGCUUACGUAUGUGAGCUUAUGCAGUGUUAGCAAUAAGAGCAAAGUGUGGAGGUCUCACUGCUCUUACUGAUUUCUAAAGGUGCAAGAGAUAGACUGCAUAUGCCAGCAGAGGCUCAAUGAAGUCUCUCAUUUACAAACAAGUUUUAACUAAUGAAACCAGUGAACUACCAGUGAACUACUCUGAGUAGUAAGCAAGUCUGAAAACCUAACCAUUCACUUUGAUUCCCGUAUGUAUACUUAUACCUAUAUGCUCAGGUUUUACAUUUCUAAAUUCAAAAUGUAUCAAUCACCUAGCUUAUGGAAAUCAAUGCUUCAAUAUUCUGCAUUUCAUAGGAACUUUAAUAUAAGAUUGCUUUCCAGAGACAGCUUGAUGUGUUUAGGAAUUUUUAGCUAUUUUUAGGAAUUAAUCUACAUUUUAAAUAGUACCUCAGGUUAAUGGGAAGUUUUCCACAAUAUUUAAGUUUUGCUAAUCAGAAUAUAUUAAAAUGGGGAUCUAAUCAGAUGCUUCUUACAGAAUUUGUGUUUCACACAUUCCAAAACAAAGUGAGCAAUGAGGAAAAAAAUAGAGUGCAAACUGAUGUUAAGAAAUGAAUAUAGUGGCAAUUAAAAAUUUAAAAAAAUUAGGCAUAAAAUAUGUAAUAAGGAAAAGACUGUUAACAUUAUAUUUAUGCAAAUUAAAUGCUUCUAAUUCUCAUCAUAUGUCUUUCAUUUUAAAGGUUAUUUGCCCUGAUUCUAUGAUUCAAGUGUCACAAGGUCUGGCUGUAGCUGCUUUGACAUAAUUUAUUUGACAGCUCUGUGUGUCAUAAAUAUAUAAUGUAACAAGGAAAAGUAUCUUCACUGUUGAAUGAAAACAUUAAUGCGUCAAUACCGGGUUUGAAUACUGUUUGACAUUU
This is a messenger RNA of Lepidothrix coronata (blue-crowned manakin), 6521 nucleotides long. RefSeq names its product solute carrier family 26 member 7 (gene SLC26A7). Bases 233 to 2182 code for a protein of 649 amino acids. Gene Ontology annotation, biological process: transmembrane transport. Gene Ontology annotation, cellular component: membrane. The record is from RefSeq and is a predicted model, not a curated record. Gene Ontology annotation, molecular function: bicarbonate transmembrane transporter activity; sulfate transmembrane transporter activity; oxalate transmembrane transporter activity. The transcript is spliced from 19 exons. NCBI's taxonomy places the organism in Eukaryota, Metazoa, Chordata, Aves, Passeriformes, Pipridae.